This is a messenger RNA of Symbiodinium natans, 944 nucleotides long. The record is from the annotation of a GenBank genome assembly. Lineage: Eukaryota; Dinophyceae; Suessiales; Symbiodiniaceae.
GCAACUAUGUCGGCACUUCCAAUGAGCUCCACGGCUGCGCCAAUGACGUGCGAAGAAUGAUCCCGGUCCUGGCCAAGCUGGGCUUUCCUUCCGAUAGCGCGAGUCAAAAGGUGCUCCUGGACGAGGAAGGGGUGUCCGGCCCGAAGCCCACGCACGCCAACAUGCUGGAGGCUCUCGACUGGCUCGUGGCCGGGGCCUCCGCGGGCGAUGCGCUGCUGCUCCACUACUCCGGCCAUGGGGGCCGGGAGCCGGCGCAGGACGGCGGCUACCACGAGACGCUGGUGCCCCUGGAUUUCGAAAGCGCAGGAAUGCUGCGGGACACCGAGCUCUUUGAGCGGCUGGUGAGGCGCCUGCCCGAGGGCUGCAGGCUGACCUGCAUCCUGGACAGCUGCCACAGUGCUGGGGCCUUGAAUCUGCCCUACAUCUUCGUGGGCACCGAGGCAGAGCUCCGAAAGGCCGUGGCCGGUGAGGCCGUGCGCAUGGCGCUGUCCAUGCGGUGGAAGUCCGACCUCGAGAAGUGGAGCCAAGGCUCCUCUAAGGAGCUCUUCGGCGACGUCAGCUCCAUGGGCAAGAACCUCUGGAAGAUGUACCAGGACGGGCAGAGCGGCUUCGUGACCGAUCAGGAGCAGACGCGCGGCAUCGCCGUCGGGGAGGUGGUGGCCAUCACCGGAUGUCGCUCGGAUCAGACGAGUGCCGACGUCGGGGACGUGUCCACAUUCGGCAUCGAGGGAGUUUCGGGCUCUGCUGGUGGUGCGCUCACCUCCGCUUUGGUGGAAGCCCUGGAAGGGGCAGAGUCCCUGACGUACGCGGACCUCCUCGAGCGAAUGAGGAGAGAGCUUGCCGCCAAAGGGUUCUCUCAAGUGCCGCAGUUUGUGUCCUCCCUCCUUGUGGAGCUCAAGCAGCCCUUUAAGCUGGACAGCAUCUUCGUGGAGGACAAGCAGUGA